CAGUUCUUCCUAAAGUUUGUUUUAGAUUUGGCAAUUGUGUUCCCUCAUUAUCAGGGGCAAUAUUUGAAAUGCUGUCAAUGAUUUACAAAAACCAGCAUUAACGGGAACUCAACAUUUUGCUGCAAUCUCUCAGGACUUUAAGCUUUUAAAAAUCAUUUUGCAAUAGAAAAAAAUGAUGAAUGCGAACAAGAUUUGUGCGUUAUUUUCUCUUAUUUUUUGUUUUGUAAUUUUAAAUACUUUUGGGGCAAAAAUUGAAGACACAGAAAAGGUAUCACUCAGGAGAAGUAUCAGGAGCGCCUCACCAUCCCCCACAGAUUGUGACCUUGGUCAGUGGGCUGAAUGGUCAUCGUGUUUUCCUUGUGAAGGAAAAAAGUACAGGUACAGAAAUCUUAAGCAGCCGGCAAAAUUUAAAGGGCGAGUCUGCUCUGGCUAUCUAUGGGAUGUAAUCAUUUGCAAACCUACAGAAAAAUGUGUCCAAGACAAUAAAUGUGGGCUUGAUUUCCAGUGUGAGGAAACUGGACGUUGCAUUAAGAGACGGCUGGUGUGUAAUGGAGAACACGACUGCAGGGACGGCUCAGAUGAGGUUAAUUGCCAAUCAGAAGUUGAUGAAACGUUCUGCAUGCAAUUAUUCCCGAUUCCUGGGACUGAGAAAGCUGUACGAGGAUUUAAUAUACUCACUCAAGAAGAAACUCAGAAUGUAUUUGAUAGCAAUUACUUCGGAGGACAGUGUGAAUAUGUCUAUAACGGCGAGUGGAGAGAACUAAGAUAUGAUCCAGCGUGUGAGCAAAUGUAUUAUGCAGACGAUGAAAAAUAUUUUAGGAAACCCUACAAUUUCCACGUAUAUCAAUUUCUGGCUCAUGCUGACACCGGAAUGUCUUCUGAGAUUUUUGAUGAUACCAAAGAAUUACUUAAAGCCGUUAAACAGGGCAGUUCCUCUUCUUUUGGUUUCACUUUUGGAAUAAGUGCCGCAAAGUCACCAGUUGGAGUUGAAUUUGGAAUUGGCACUUCAAAGGCCCAAGAAUUCUUGAAAAAUAUAACAUCUUAUGAAGAAAAGAAUCUCAGCUUUCUAAGAAUUCUAACAAAAGUCCAAACAGCUCGGUUUAGAAUGAGAAGGAAAUCCAUUGUACUGGAUGAAGAUGUAUUGCAGUCACUAAUGGAACUUCCGGACCAGUACAACUAUGGCAUUUAUGCCAAAUUUCUUAAUGACUACGGCACUCAUUUUAUAACAUCUGGUACAAUGGGAGGAAAAUAUGAAAUGAUAUUUGUGCUUGAUAAAGAAAAGAUGGCAAGAAACGAGGUGACCGCUACAAUGGUGGAAAACUGUUUAAAAUUAUCUCUGGGAAUCUCGCUUAAGUUAGAGGAUAUUCCUGUUGAACCAAAAGUUGCAGUGGAAACCAAUAAUUGUAAGAAGAAGGAAAAUGAGUUUGAAAAACCAAUUACAGGUGGAGGCAUAAUCAAUAAUGUGCUUUCACUUGUAACCGGGGGGGACACUGGAUCUACUGAGGGAUUAUCUAAUGUGUAUACUGAAGAUACCUAUCGUUUCUGGGGUCGGUCCCUAAAGUACAAUCCUGCAGUAAUCGAUUUUGAGUACCAACCAAUAUAUGAAAUAUUAGCACAAACAGAUCUCACUGGGAUGGAGAAAAAAAGAGAAAAUCUGAAGAAAGCUUUGGAUGAAUUUCUUAAUGAGUUCAAUUCGUGUCGCUGUGGCCCCUGUCAGUACAGUGGAGUGCCGAUUCUGAACUUUAACGAGUGCAGCUGCAAGUGCUCAGGCGGGUUUGAAGGCAAUGCUUGUGAAAAGACCUUACGGCAAGGUGCACCAGGUGAUGGUUAUUGGAGUUGUUGGUCUUCAUGGACGAGUUGCCAGUCAGGAAAACGUCAACGAACAAGAGAAUGUAACAAUCCCCCUCCCAAAAAUGGUGGUGCACCGUGUGUGGGCAGAAGCGUACACACCGAAUACUGCUAAAAAUCUACUUUUAUUUUAUAUUUACUUUUACAUUUCUUGAGAAGAAGAUAUGGAGCUGUGCAUAUUGUGUCAAAACUAAAUAAAACAUAACUAAAGACUGUUUUUGUACAAUAUGAAGUAGGAAAUAUGUUCUGCAAUGUUGUUUCAUUUCUUCUGUCAAAUCUUCUACUAUAGAAAGGCAGUUUUAUUUUUCUUCUUAAUCAUUUUCCAUAAAUACAUGAUUUAUUUUUUUGUUUUUGUAACUCAUUAUAAGGGCAUUCAAAAUAAAAGUAACACAAAUUUU
Bombina bombina (fire-bellied toad) is the source of this 2246-nucleotide messenger RNA. It is a transcript of the gene C8A, whose product is annotated as complement C8 alpha chain. NCBI's taxonomy places the organism in Eukaryota, Metazoa, Chordata, Amphibia, Anura, Bombinatoridae. The transcript is spliced from 11 exons. Gene Ontology annotation, cellular component: membrane attack complex. The coding region runs from base 173 to 1963 and encodes 596 amino acids. The record is from RefSeq and is a predicted model, not a curated record. Gene Ontology annotation, biological process: immune response. Gene Ontology annotation, molecular function: protein binding.